Messenger RNA from Oncorhynchus kisutch (coho salmon), 2546 nucleotides. Its product is annotated as rho-related GTP-binding protein RhoQ. The record is from RefSeq and is a predicted model, not a curated record. The transcript is spliced from 5 exons. Lineage: Eukaryota; Metazoa; Chordata; Actinopteri; Salmoniformes; Salmonidae. Gene Ontology annotation, molecular function: GTPase activity; GTP binding. Gene Ontology annotation, biological process: small GTPase-mediated signal transduction. Bases 416 to 1039 code for a protein of 207 amino acids.
CUUUUCUAUAGUGCCAAUGCAAACUAGGCGAGAGACCGAGAGUCAAGGGGCGAACUGGGGAACAGGCUAAGCGGGCUUCCAAGCGCGUCUCGCAAAUACAUCAACGAUAGGGCGGGGGACUGGGGACUAGGGACUAGGGCGAACCCGUUUCGACUGCUGAGACUUUCUAGACUUUGCUGAACCGGUAAAUAGCCACUCUGCACAGUGCCUGUGCUUUUUGUGUAUGCAGUGUGGAAAUAAAAACCCUUUAAGGCCACAUUUGCGAACUGGACAGGAGGAAGGAGAAAUGGAGUUUCCAUUGGUUUCGGUGAGUCGCGCAUUUGGUCUCCGUCUCUGGUAAUGCCAGCGGUGUGGGGAUCUCCGUGCAGCUCUGGAAAACAGGGCGUCGGAGGAUGGUGGUAAUGAUAGGAUCAUCAUGGCAAACGGAACUGGUACUCUUAUGUUGAAAUGCGUUGUGGUUGGAGACGGUGCUGUGGGCAAAACGUGUCUGUUGAUGAGCUAUGCCAACGACGCCUUUCCAGAGGAGUAUGUGCCCACUGUGUUUGACCAUUAUGCAGUGAGUGUCAAUGUUGGCGGAAAGCAGUACUUAUUGGGACUGUAUGACACAGCUGGUCAGGAGGACUAUGACCGCUUGAGGCCUUUGUCGUACCCCAUGACCGAUGUCUUCCUCAUCUGCUUUUCUGUGGUCAACCCGGCUAGUUUCCAGAAUGUGAGGGAGGAGUGGGUCACCGAGCUGCAGGAGUAUGCCCCAAGUGUCCCCUACCUCCUCAUAGGCACUCAGAUUGACCUGCGUGAUGACCCCAAGACCAUUGCCAAACUGAAUGACAUGAAGGAAAAACCCAUCACCACAGAGCAGGGCCAGAAGCUAGCCAGGGAGAUUGGUGCGUGUGUCUACGUGGAAUGCUCGGCUCUCACCCAGAAAGGACUGAAAACUGUGUUUGAUGAGGCCAUUAUCGCUAUCCUGAACCCCAAGAGGAAAAAGGGAGUCUUGAAGAGAAGACUGGGGCCACGCUAUAUCAACUGCUGCCUCAUCACGUGAGAGAUGCAAACAUCCAAAAACACCUGGGUCGUAUUUAUUAGGGCAUGCAAUGGAAAAUGUUUUUAAACAUGUGAAAACGGAAACCAAAAACAAGCAUUUCUUAUUGGACAAGAUCAGGAAGCCCCACCCUGUUUCAGGCUGUUUUCUUCCAUUUGGUGCCUAAUGAAUACAAACCAGAACGAAUGACAGAGACCGCGGAGAGGACAUAAAAGGGGGGAGAGAGGCUGAAGGACCGACAUGGACAAGGACCCUAUUUUUAGUUCGGGGCUCUUGAGCGGUUUUGUGUCUCCUGCUGUCGACCAAUGGAGUUAGGGGGCAGCUUUACUACCAAAGGAGCACAAUACCCAAGUCAACAACGCCCUUCAGUAAGACUUUAUUUGCCUUUAUAAGUACUUUAAAAAAAACAUGCUGUAAGCUGUCAGAAAACCCAUAUAGGUAUCACGUGCCCAUUUAACUCCUAAUAUGACAUGUAUUUUUAAUAAUAUAUGCUGUAAUUAACGACUGGGUUGAUUGCAUUUAUUGAAGGCGCUUUUCCAUCAAGCCUCCAAGCGCUUUACAUUGUGUGUUUGAGUAACUCACCUCAGCCACAACCAAUGAAAUACUUUGUUUAAAAGAACAGGCUAUUCCCCUCAACUAUGGGGAGUUGUCUUUUUUUUCUUCUACUAAUCCCGUCUUUUAUAACAUUAUCUGCUCUUCUUGCUCAGUUUGCGGUGCUUGCAGUAUUAUUACUAAACUUGGACUUGAAUUAAUCAGUAACCCAAUGGUGGCCAAAUAAUUGAAUGCACACAGCUGCGUGGGAUACAGACUCUUUGGGGAGAGAGGCACACAACAUGAAGCACACUCCACAUACCUAUCCUUGUCCAAUAAAGCACAGUUAAAAGUCGAACCGCAAACCCCUACCAUUAGCAUUAUCGUGCUGACCAGAACAUACUGUGUGUUAAUGGCUGCAGAACCGGUCCAUCCCAAUUCAGCUCAUUUCGGCUUGGCUCAGUAGUGUGAAAAUUUUGUCAUUGAAGCACAGAACAUACCAUGGUUACAACAUCCACCCCCAAAAGGCCAAGGGGGUGCAUGCAUGAGCACAAUAAGCCUGCUCCAACCAUAUUCCAACCCCAGCCGUAUUCCAACCCCCUCUUCAGACACAUAAGCCUUCGCCAGCCGGAAGAUAUCUCUUAUUUUUUGUUGUUGCAGUUUUCUAUCCAUUGGGAAGGUGCUUGCCGACUGCCUGAUCUUAGGUUUUUUUUUAGGCCAGAGUUGGACUUGUUUUUUAAAGCUUUAAUGUAUAUGGUGCUCCUCUCUUUCUCAUUCUCUGUCCCAGCCUGCUGUGCUGUGUAGUGUUUUCCCUAGAAGAGCGGAGUGGAUUAUUGAGUGUUGACAUUCUCUAUUUACCAGGAAGUUGUGGCACAUGCUGCUACUGAGGUAAACUGAAUGGAUCUAUAGCGGUGCAGAAACAAGUGCAGCUUCUGGUUAAUCCUUUUCUCUACUCAAUAAAUGUGUUUUACUAUCUAAA